This is a messenger RNA of Pyricularia oryzae 70-15, 797 nucleotides long. RefSeq names its product 40S ribosomal protein S19. NCBI's taxonomy places the organism in Eukaryota, Fungi, Ascomycota, Sordariomycetes, Magnaporthales, Pyriculariaceae. The coding region runs from base 129 to 587 and encodes 152 amino acids. Gene Ontology annotation, biological process: ribosomal small subunit assembly; translation. Gene Ontology annotation, cellular component: cytosolic small ribosomal subunit; ribosome. The record is from RefSeq and is a predicted model, not a curated record. The transcript is spliced from 4 exons. Gene Ontology annotation, molecular function: RNA binding; structural constituent of ribosome.
GAUUGAUUUGUCUCGCGCAAAACUUCUUGUGGUGCACAUCGACAAUUCCUCAACCCCCGCCAAACCGACGACGACGACAAGCCCGCCCAACCCAUCCUCCCCAAACACCCCCAUACACAACCGCAAAAAUGCCUGGCGGAGUCAAUGUUCGCGAUGUUGAUGCGCACAAGUUCAUCAACGCCUACGCCGCUUUCUUGAAGCGUCAGGGCAAGCUCCCUAUCCCUGGUUGGGUUGACACCGUCAAGACCGGCCCCGCCAAGGAGAUGCCUCCCCAGGACAUCGACUGGUUCUACGUCCGUGCCGCCUCGGUCGCCCGCCACGUCUACAUGCGCAAGACCGUUGGUGUUGGCCGUCUCCGCAAGGUUCACGGCACUGCCAAGAACCGUGGAAGCCGCCCCUCGCACCACGUUGACGCCUCCGGCAGCGUCGACCGCAAGAUCAUGCAGUCGCUUGAGAAGAUUGGCAUCCUGGAGCAGGAUGAGGAGAAGGGAGGCCGCCGCAUCACCCAGGCCGGCCAGCGUGACUUGGACCGUAUCGCCAUGACGGUCGCUGAGGCUGAGGAGGAGGAGGAGGAGGAUGACGAGUAAAUGUCCCAUCAAAAUCGUCUUUCUUUUGGCUUGGUCACUGGGAGUUUGUAUGCAUUCUUGGCAUUUAGGGUUCACGGCGUAACAAAAUGGGUCUGGGGUCUGUCUUUCGGCAUGAGCAAUCGAUCGUCUUCUUCCGCCUUUACCUGAACCCAGCGUCGGUAGCUAGUGAUGCUUACCGAUUAUGAUUAAUGCUGAGUCCAUCGUCUCCCA